Molecule: messenger RNA, 1602 nt
Organism: Aspergillus nomiae NRRL 13137
Lineage: Eukaryota; Fungi; Ascomycota; Eurotiomycetes; Eurotiales; Aspergillaceae
Product: glycosyltransferase family 20 protein
Exons: 6
Coding region: 130-1602 (490 amino acids)
Biological process (GO): cellular response to heat; trehalose biosynthetic process
Cellular component (GO): alpha,alpha-trehalose-phosphate synthase complex (UDP-forming); cytosol
Molecular function (GO): alpha,alpha-trehalose-phosphate synthase (UDP-forming) activity
Source: RefSeq, a predicted model, not a curated record
UGCUUCCUUUUUAUUUCUUCCAAUCUAUUUUCUUUUUUUUCUUUUCUUUCUUUUCAACAGGUUUCUUUGUGAGAAACUUAACAUCCUCGAUUCAAUUUCAUUCAGCCAUUAAAUCCGAUUUCGCCAACAAUGCCUUCCCUCGAAGACGGUUCUAAGAAUGAGUCAAGACUACUCCUCAUUUCAAAUCGGUUACCGAUUACGAUAAAACGCUCCGAAGCCGGGAAGUAUGACUUCUCCAUGUCAUCUGGUGGCUUGGUCAGCGGUCUCAGUGGUCUAUCAAAAUCCACUACGUUCCAAUGGUAUGGCUGGCCCGGCCUAGAGGUCCCCGAAGAAGAGAUACCGGUGGUGAAGCAACGGUUGAAGGAUGAGUACAAUGCAGUUCCCGUAUUUAUCGAUGAUGAGCUAGCGGACCGGCACUACAAUGGAUUCUCUAAUUCUAUUCUGUGGCCCCUUUUCCAUUAUCAUCCUGGUGAAAUCACCUUCGAUGAAUCUGCUUGGGACGCUUAUAAGGAUGCGAAUCGCCUAUUCGCGCGGGCCGUCGCGAAAGAAGUUCAGGAUGGAGAUCUAAUUUGGGUGCAUGACUACCAUUUGAUGCUUCUUCCUGAGAUGCUUCGAGAAGAAAUCGGAGACCAGAAGCAGAACGUCAAGAUUGGAUUCUUCCUACACACCCCCUUCCCUAGCAGUGAAAUUUACAGGAUCCUCCCCGUCCGAAACGAGCUGUUGCUUGGGGUCCUCCAUUGCGACCUCAUAGGCUUCCACACCUACGACUAUACAAGACAUUUCUUGAGCGCUUGCUCGCGCUUAUUGUACGUUGAGACCAGCCUUCCAGGGCAAAAUUAUUGCCUGCGGAGCUUCCCGAUCGGCAUUGACCCUGAGAAAUUUCAGGAGGGUCUUAAGAAAGAGAAGGUCCAGAAGCGGAUUGCACAGCUUGAACAGAAGUUCCAGGGAGUGAAGCUUAUGGUUGGUGUUGACCGCCUUGACUAUAUUAAGGGCGUUCCGCAAAAGCUGCAUGCGCUGGAAGUGUUCCUUAGUGACCACCCUGAAUGGCAGGAUGUCGAGGAGUAUCAGAACUUGAGGGCUGUUGUGAACGAGCUAGUCGGCCGUAUCAACGGGAAGUUUGGUACUGUGGAAUUCAUGCCAAUCCACUUCCUACACAAGUCAGUCAACUUUGAUGAACUGAUUGCCCUGUAUGCCGUGUCGGACGCGUGCAUCGUUUCGUCAACUCGGGAUGGCAUGAAUCUGGUCGCGUACGAGUAUAUUGCAACCCAGCAAAAGCGGCACGGUGUUUUGGUCCUCUCAGAGUUUGCCGGUGCAGCCCAGAGUCUCAAUGGCAGCAUCAUUAUUAACCCUUGGAAUACCGAAGAACUCGCCGGUGCCUACCAGGAGGCUGUUACCAUGAGCGACGAGCAGAGGGCCCUGAAUUUCUCCAAGCUGGACAAAUAUGUCAAUAAAUAUACGAGUGCCUUCUGGGGCCAGUCAUUCGUAACGGAAUUGACGAGGAUAUCUACCCAAUCUGCGGAGAAAUUCCAGUCUAAAAGGGCUUCACUUGCCGGCGCAUACCACGAACAAGUGAACGGUGUAGAAUCCGAGGGAUCGUCUUAA